CGGUCUCCAAAAAUAUGGCCGCCUUGGUUGAUUUUGCCGUGGAUAAGUGAAUACAUUUUUCUUCGUCGCUUAUUUUUCGGUGACAUUUGGGCUUUUGUAACUUUGUGAAGCAGCCAGUGACACCAAGACGGCAUGGAGCUGCUUAUCAGAGGGGUGAGGCCGGCACUGAAGGGGGUAUGUGCCCUCCAGCAAGUCAGGACCCUGCAUCGAGCUCCUCCGCGGCUCGCCCCGCUCAUCCCUAUUGUCGUGGAGCAGACGGGUCGCGGGGAGAGAGCUUAUGAUAUUUUCUCCCGGUUACUGCGGGAGCGUAUUAUCUGCGUCAUGGGACCGAUCGACGACUCCAUAGCCAGCCUGGUAAUCGCUCAGCUCCUGUUCCUGCAGUCCGAGAGUAAUAAGAAGCCCAUUCACAUGUACAUCAACAGCCCAGGGGGCUCGGUGACUUCUGGCCUUGCAAUCUAUGACACCAUGCAGUAUAUACUGAAUCCCAUCUGUACGUGGUGUGUGGGACAAGCAGCCAGUAUGGGGUCCCUCCUCCUAGCAGCCGGAUCCCCCGGAAUGAGACAUUCUUUGCCAAACUCCCGAAUUAUGCUCCAUCAGCCGUCAGGAGGUGCCAGGGGUCAGGCUACGGACAUCGCCAUACAGGCGGAGGAAAUCAUGAAGCUGAAGAAACAGAUUAAUGAAAUUUAUGCCAAACACACGCGCCAGCCGCUGUCCCUGAUCGAGUCGGUGAUGGAGAGAGACCGCUACAUGAGCCCCACAGAAGCUCAGGAGUUUGGUAUCCUGGACAAGGUAUUGGUGCACCCCCCUCAAAAUGGAGAAGACGAACCAGAACUUGUCCGAAAAACAGAGGCGCAACCGCCGCUGCCACCGCCUUCUGAGCCUUAGAUAGAAGAGCAGCAGGACUGUGCAACCCUGGAUCACACUGAAGCGGAGACCGUGCCCUCACACACAGGAGACACCAUUAUUACUUUAGUUAUGUGGCCCCCAAAAAAUGAGGGGUGCAGCAAGUCUCCUGGGUAAUAGUGUACUACAUUGCACUGCCCCCUGGUGGCAGAGAAGAGGCAGUCGCUUCUCUACCACCAGUACAGAGUGAAAUUGUGCAGAGGGUUCCUCCUCCAGUUUCACGUUCCCGUCUGUAGCCUGUAUGUCAUAGGUGGAUUAUAAAAAUAAAGCUGAAAAUAUAAUUAUUUCCACAUAAA
Bufo bufo (common toad) is the source of this 1199-nucleotide messenger RNA. It is a transcript of the gene CLPP, whose product is annotated as caseinolytic mitochondrial matrix peptidase proteolytic subunit. The transcript is spliced from 7 exons. Gene Ontology annotation, molecular function: ATP-dependent peptidase activity; ATPase binding; serine-type endopeptidase activity. The coding region runs from base 133 to 885 and encodes 250 amino acids. The record is from RefSeq and is a predicted model, not a curated record. Lineage: Eukaryota; Metazoa; Chordata; Amphibia; Anura; Bufonidae. Gene Ontology annotation, biological process: protein quality control for misfolded or incompletely synthesized proteins. Gene Ontology annotation, cellular component: endopeptidase Clp complex.